GGGGAGGAGAUCUCAUUUGGUUCCUGAACUGUUGCAGCACUCAGUGCUGCCACACACACUCUCUCUCUCAUUCAAUUUCUCUCAUAGACACAUACACACACACACACACACAUAUAUAUAUAUGCACACACACACACUCACACAGGGGUCUUGGCAGCAGAAGAUCCCUAACAGUCCUGGAUUGGUCUGGACUCACACCUGCCAGCACAGACUGAGCAGCGCUUAAAGAAGAAGAAGAAGAAGAAGAGAAGAAGAAGAAGAGGUGAUACGGGAGGAGAAAAGAGGGCGAAGAGGAUAAGACGAGCGUGUCGUUUUCUGUUUGUUGAAUCCCCUGGAUCGAGCCCCCAGCUGACGAUGGAGAACACAUGAGGAAGAGAGAGAGAUCUGUGGGGACACAUUCAGGGGAAAAAUGCUGCUGAGUAAAGUUUGUGGAUAUUUCUAGAGGGAAUUAUUAGCCCUUGAACUUUGGGGAAGAAUCACAGAGGAAGGUCGACUGUGUGCAGAUUGCCAAGAGAAAAAGCAGGUGAGACGUCGGGCAGACGGGCAGCAGCAUGGCAGCCACCAACCAUUCUUCCUGCCACCUUUUCCUCUUCUUCCUCCUCCCUUUCCUUGUAACUCAACCUGCCCUUACCCAGGACGCAUCUGUCACCACGGUGACAGUAACUGAAGGUGACCAGUUCGUCGUCCCCACCACACUGGCCAACCAGACAACUCCCAGCUAUGUGGAGACCACUCAGAACACUCCUGCAGAGACAGGUCUGUCCACUCCCACCAGUGGCGGAGACGCAGACGACGAGGACGUCCCCCCAUCUGGCGGUACACGUUGCCAGGGUUACUACGAUGUGAUGGGCCAAUGGGACCCACCGUUCAACUGCAACGCCGGCGUCUUUCUGUACUGCUGUGGUACCUGCUUCUAUCGCUUCUGCUGCCAGUUCCGCCAGCAGCGGCUGGACCAGAGAAUCUGCUCCAACUACGACACACCAAUCUGGGCCAACACCGGCAAGCCUGUGGCCACCAUCACCGAGGGCCAGGAGGACCAGGAACGGGACCGCACACACCUCAUCGUCUACAUCAUCUGUGGAGUGGUGGCCAUCAUGGUGCUGGUGGGCAUCUUCACCAAACUGGGCCUGGAGAAGAGCCGUGGAGGAAGUGGAGGAGGAGGAGGAGGAGGAGCGGGGGCGGGGCACACUGACCUUAACUCCAGGACACUGACAGACCUGCUGAAGCAGCAGGGAGGUGAGGCGAGCACGGUGGAAAACGCCACGGCCAGUUCGCCCAACGGAGGGAGAGCCAACGGCAUAUCGGCCAGGAUGCUGCGCAGCAGGAGUGAACAGUACCAUCUGAAUAACUCAGCUUACGGGCCGUUUGGACAAGGGCUUCCACACCCGCACAGCAACCACAGCACAGUGGGGCUCAACAAAUAUACAUCCCUUAAAGCUGUGGCACACAGUGCAUCCCGUAGCUACUACAAGAGCUUCCCGCUAAUGGACUUCUCCCAGUACCAGCCUGUGGCACCUCCAGCCUUCCAGCCAGUUCCCGUACAGCCUAAAGAGAAGUCAUACAUCCACCAGCCUGUGUCGGCACACCACGACCUCCACGCCCCCCUCUCCAUCUCCAUCCCCUCCAGUCACCUGGAGCAAUCGCGCCUCCCCAAGACCACAACACACCCGCAGCUCUCCAGCUCGGCCUUCAAAGCCUGGGAGCCGACCGGCCGCCACGUCCACAGGCAGGCUUCUGCCCCGGGGCACACCUCCUCCUCCAUGCACAGCUCAAGCCGGAGACAUGGUUACUCGACCCGGAGGCAGCAGAGCAUAGAGAACAUGCCAGAUCUCUUUAGCCAGCCUUAUGGGGGCAUGUAUGGAGGAGCUGGAGCGGGUGCAGGGCAGGGGCAGCAUAUACAGGGGCAGCAUGUACAGGGGCAGCAUGUACAAGGGCAACAUGUACAUGGGCAACAUGUACAUGGGCAGCAUCCAUCUCAACCCCCCUACUACCACCACACUAGGCAGAAGAGCUACUCCACCCACAGUACGACUGAGGUGACCGUCUGAACACCAGCGGCCUGCUGCAAUGUUAAACACACACGCAAAAAGUCUUUGGUGUUAGCUAAAUGCCAGAGUUUGGACCAGAUGGCCCAACAGGUGGGGGAUAUUAAACGUGAAGACACAUUCAGAUUUAUCAGAUGAAAAGGAAUGAAAUUCAGGAGGAAACUCUUACAGAUAAUGGGCUCAGCUGGUAAAGGUUAUUAUUGGCCUACAGCAAGGGUCUUGUACAUUGAUCAUAUAAAGUAUGUAUAGACUGUACCUGAAAGGUAAUCUACCAUGGUUGCUUAAAACCACUCUCAGGCUCCUAUAGGUCACACAGUGUUCACAGAUUCUUAACCACUACAGUUUGGGCGCUACAGUGUGGUUUCAUUGUACAGGCUUUAUAGCAAUAGGGAUAGGACAAGAGAAAAACAAAGAUCUUACUUGCACCAGGGCAGGGGGCAAGCUUGAUUUUGUCUGCGAAAAGGUUUUAUAUGUUAGUUUCCUGGCAGGAAGGAACAGUGAGUUUGUGUUCGCCAAGUUACUCCGGUUAGGUUUAGGUACAGUAGGUCAUCAGUACAUGUGGCUGCAAGACAACAGCCUGACUCAUGGUCAGGUACGGUUGUUAAAAACAUUUCACAAUGAGCCUGAAGCUGACAAAAACUGCAUCCAGGUCCCUCACAGGGCUCACACUAUUUGAUGUAAAUGUGGGUCAUAACCUUCAAGAUCCAUUUCUGUGGUUCACCUAUGGGCUCAAGAGUUAGACCUCAGGAACCAUAAACAUAAAUUUGGGGGGUAGAAAAUCUUUCACCUUUAUUGGCAACCACUGCUCCCUCCCCCUUAAAGGAAUAAAUUGAGAGAUAGUUGAGAAAUGUACAUACUUUCUGGCAGAGAGUCAGAUGAGAAUAUUUAUACCACUCUAAUAUCUGUAAGCUAGGCUCCCGCCAGCAACAAGUUAGCUUAGCAACAGUGACAAAAUACUGCACUGAGUCUUGUUGUAUCAUUAUUACAAUUUGGUUUUGCACAGAUCAAACAAACAAUAUAUAACGUGUUCAUUAAUGGACUUCAGAGGUGCUGGUCGGUGGAUUUUGUUACCUUUAAACAGAGCUAGGCUAGUUGUUUCCCUAUGUUUCAAGUCUUUAUGCUAAGCUAGGCUAACUGGGUGCUGGGUGCAGUUCCAUAUUUACUGUACAGACAUUUUAGUUACAUCUAUCUGCUCAUCUAACUCUCUGUGAGAAAGCAAAUAGGAUAGGGUGACCAUAUUUCCAAAUUCCCAAACCCUUAAAUGUACCUAACGUUCAUGCACGUGAAUGUGCUAAUGCACGCACCUUUCAACAGCAUGGGCACCAUGAGUGCAACAAUUUAAUCGCCAGAUACUUUAUAAAGGAGUAAGCCUCCUGGAGCUCUUUAGAAAAGACCAACUUUGUCUUAGGCACGACAGCUCCCCGCAUACCGACACUAGCAACAGCCUCCAGAAUGAAACAUCAGUUGAAUUGAGACGCAUGGUGCAUUGUUUAUGUUUUCAUAUUGUGUUAGGUCAUAUUGAGCGCGAGACAGAACAUGAUAAACAUCUAUGUUAAGUCCUGAAAAUAAGUAGAAUAUAUUUUAGUGUUGUACAGAUAUUUGUCGGGACUCAGGACACCCAGUUUAAAACCAGACAUUCCUGGACUAAUCGGGACUUCUGGUCAUUGUAGAACAGCCAUUUUCCAAAAUGUUGCACUGUUCCAGACAUUCAACAGAAACAUUAAGUAAAAAAGUUAAUAUAUUGUUAUGAUAAAUACUAGACUAUAAUAAGCUUCUUACCAUUUUGGCACAAACAUGACAUUUAUAGUAUUUUCACUCAAAUGCUUUGCAGUAGUGGUUGAGAAAUAUAACUCCCGUGAAUGGGAGGUAAAAAUCCAACUUAUGUUUUGCAUUAAUGGAGCAUAAGGGUUAAGAGUGAUACCCCAGUUGGUGAUAAUAUUUAAAUUAUAUAACUAUAUCUUCGAAGGCUGAUAAAUUUACAUUUCUCCCCUUAUUUAACUGCAUCACGGAAAAAAUCAUUCAGAAAAGGCAUUAAAUUAAGAUUUAAUUUAGAAGAUUUAAGAAUUAAGUUAGAUAAACUCCAUGUAAUUUAUAUAAUAUAAGAUUUUGUUUCAGUGUAAUCAUAAAUCAUCUCAAGGUAACACAGUUCAGGUCAUUUCUUGGCCCUUUAGAUGCCUUUUUGUGCAGUUCUUGUAAAAACAGUUCUACUAUUUUGCAUCUCUCGGUCUACCUCUGUGCACAGCUGUAUUCUCCUCAUUUCUCACCCCUUUCGGCCUUUCCCACCCUCUUUCCACGAUGAAGCGCUUUGCAUUCUGUGCCAUCAGGCCAAGCAUACAGGGACAGCAUCCCUGGGGUCACAUUAACUCGACGGUGAGGACAAUGCCACCAUCAUGUCAGCUCCCAUCAGCCUCCAUCCCGACCAGAGAGAGGGAGAGGAGGAAAGAGAGGGACAGAGGAAGAGCCAGAGGCUGGGACUCUUUAGAAAAGAAGAGAAAGGGAGGAGAGAGAAGAGAAAAAAUAGAAAAACAAACGUACAUGGCUGCAUGCUUUCCUUCCUCGGGGGAAGGAAAGAGAAGGAGUCACUGUAGAUCUGGGUCUCUCACUACUGAACUGUCUGGGUCAUAACUCAGAGUGUAUGGACGUGUGUGGAUGCCUGUGCGUAAUUUCCAACCCCCAGGCACCAUUGCAGGGGGAUUCGCUGAGGCAUUUCCAGGCCUAGAGCGUGAGACAUUUCUCAUCUUGUCUCAGAAGCCUGGACAGCAAAGGACACUGUGCAGAGCUGCUGCUAUGAAUGUGCAACAGUUAAUGCAACACUUCCACUGUACUAGCUGAUGAAAGUUUAUGGCUGUAACACCCUCAGGAACUGCACAAUGAAGUGAAGUGUUGAUGAUCGCACAUGUGUCCAGAGACGCUUCAAUGAGGUUCUGAGAAGAGAUGAUUUUAUGAUGUUAAACCUUUAAUUUUUAAAGUGUGAGGUCCUGUGUAUAGGUGAAUUAAGAGUCAAAUGAAAAGAUAAAACAGGUAAAACAGAACCAAGAACAAACACAAUUAAUGGACAAAUCACACAAUAUAACACAGCUCUACCAAAUGAGCACUGGCUAAACAUCUCUUUCCACAUAUUCCACAUUCUCUACACAUAUAAACGCAAAAAAACACACUGUGGUUGCAGCAAAAAAGCACGUCUCUUUGUCACUGAUGGCAUGUAAAUUCACCAUACUUUUACCAUACUAGCUUUGGAGACUGCAGUGCAGUGUGAUUUACUGCCAUCUAGUGGUGAAGUUGUGAAUUGCAACCAUCUGAACGCAGCUCAGCUUCCUAAGAGUGUAGGAGAAACUACGGUGGCCACAAAACUUGCCCUAUUUAGAGUCAGUGUUUAGCUUGUCCAUUCUAGGCUUCUGUAGAUACAUGGGGGUUCAACAUGGCGGCCUCCAUCAAAUAGGACCCGCUCCCUCUGUAGAUAAAACAGCUCAUUCUAAAGUAACAAAACAACAACAAUUCUUAUUUUCAGGUGAUUAUACACUAAUGAAAACAAAACAUUAUGUUCCAUUUUUUACCAAUAGGUCCUCCUAAAUGUUACACACUGGACCUUUAAGUGCAAUCGAUAUUCAAUUUGUUCUAAUAGUAGAAAGUGAGUGUUGUUUCCAGAAAAAGCUGGACUCACCAACAUUUAGUAAACAUUACAUUUUUAGCAUCUCUCUGUAACACACAUGCAGAAGUGUAAGCUUAGACUUCACAAUCCCACACGGUCACAAAAGUUAUGCAGAAAAUAAUGUGUAUGAGAUGUCAAACUAAAUUCAAAAUGUCCUGUUAAGAUACAAACCGCUUAAGUCUGAACUGCAGGCUUUUGAUAUAAUGUUGUAUAUUAAUGAAGUACAACAAUAGAACAUUGUUAGGUUUCUAUGAAUGAUUGUAAGCAGCUCCCUGUUUACACAUCAGAUACAACGCAACAUUAUCAUUCAUCCAGCUCCUUAGUUGCUAAAUGCUCCACUAUGUUCAAUCAGCUUCCUGCUGAUAGCCUAAUAUGAUGCUAUGCGAGCAGUGAGAGUGAACCAGAACUAUAAAGUUGUUGGUUACACUAGUCAUCUGAUUAUUGGUUAAAAACAUCGAUUACAGCCCCUUUAAAAACGUACACAGUUGUUUUGAAAGAAGUUCUGAUUCCUCCCUGAAGAAAUCUUUGGAGUAUAGCUCUCGAGUGCAUAAAAGAGUCCAUACUUUUUUUAUUUUUUGGAUUAAAACACCUCAAUCAGAUUAACAUUAUCAAAGUAAAGCUAGGCUAAUAAAGUUCUUUUCAUGACUCUGGCUACAACACAUGUAGAAAUAAAAUUAAUCUUAACUACACACCUCUUAAACCUUUGCUGCAGUUUGCUUUGUAGGGAUAAAUCCCAUUUUGUUAUUUUUUUCAUGAAUAGUUUCACGAGUAGAGGAAGGUAUUAACACUCUCAGCUAUAUAAAGACUGCAACUAAAAGCAUUUACUAUAAAGUGCAUCCUUGUGAAAGUUGUCAUAAACUCAAUGGACACAAUCACUGAUUUUUAUAUUUGAACAAUGCCACUGGAAAAAAUGAGUUCAAUGGAAGACAAUGGAAUAAGAUGAGUUCCACUGCCAAAAUGUUUAACCUUACACAAAGAAAUGUCUCUAAAUCCCAGUAAUUGACCAGCAUGAAUAUAUAUAUAGAUAAACCAAAUACCAAAAAUGUUUUCCAGUUGUGGUUGAAGCCAAAUAGUUUGGAGGUCCCGCAGAUUAAUCACCCAGAUAUCGAACGUAACUGUACAUUCCAUAUUUACCCUCGUGACAUCCAAGUCUCUCACAGUGCACCACACAGGGUCUCAUCAAAGACUGAUCUCAAGAGGUGAUGUUUUAUGAGCGCCUUGCUGCAUGCCGAGCCCAAUGCUCUCAUCCAUAAACAUAUAAACAAACAUACUGUACCCGUUUCUUAGAUUUUGACUUUCUAUACAGUCACAAGUUCAAUGGAGCAUUAACAAAUCGAAUUCACUACGACUGAUGCUGUGGUUAAGAAACCAAACACCUGUCUCUCUUCCACAUAACACGUUGCUUAUUCUUUGUUGGCUCAUAAUUUAACUCAAAAGUUGUCUGUAAUUACUCACUGUCUCUCAUUACCAAUGCAGCAAAGCAUCCUGGGCAGGCAUCAUUUCCUCUCCAUGCUUUAUGUUGUGAGUUAGAAAUGUUGAGAUCGGCUGGUUUAGAGACACAAAAUCUGUAUUUUUAAGCAAUAGAAGAUUGGCAUUUCAGAAUAAUUGUUUUUGUGUUGAGAACCUGAACAAGCGCUUCCAGUGAUUUUCUCCACCUCGAACAACGGUCCCCUUUGUUCUUUGUAGGUAAAACACAUAUUUCUUCAGACAAAUGUUUCUGAUUAUGAUUAUGAUUUAAUCUUUUUGAACACAUGACAACAACAUGAUGAUUUUUUUAUGUUUUAUGUAGUGCAAACCAUCUGAAAUCAUGUGUUCUGCUUUAUGAAUAAUGUGUAAAUUUGUUUAUUUAAUGGAAUUUCCUAUAUAUUUUGUUUGAAUAAGGGCUGUAUGAACUAAGUCAUUUUAAUUCUAAGAGUAUUUAUAAUUGCUGUUGAUGUCAGAUUUUAACAGAAUAUUAUUUAAUGAAACAUGAUGCAUAGAGAUAUAUAUUAGCUGAGUUGUGCAAUUUCUAAUGUGCAAUAGAAGAGGAUAAAGCAGGCCUACUGUACUGUACUAUACUGUAUGUCACAUUAUUGCAGUGGGUUUUUAACAUUAGUGGAAAAAACAGUGGCACAAAUUAAGUGUAGUGUUGGACAAAGUGACUAUAAAGCAGACAGGUUGUCUAAAGCAUUGAUAAUGUUUCUAUAGUGUGAUUACACAACACUGACUGGUGAAUGGGACAAUGUGCAAAAACAAGUAGUGUGAAAAUUAGUGAGUAUGAAUUUGAUUUGCAGUGAAACAUUUGUGAGAAUGCAGCAAUUUGUUUCCAACUGGUUUGCACAUGUGAUAUUUAGAUGUGUAUGGAUACUGGACUGGACAGCAGAGAGAGAUAGAAAUAAUUUCUUUGCACCAAGUGAAAGGAGGGAAGUCAUCCCACUUUGGCACUAUGAACCUCUGCAGGUUACCGUCUUGGAGUACUUUAUAUUAUCUGUUUAACAAAAGAUUAUAUAAGACAACAGAGCUAUGAUACAUGUAUAAAUGCAAAUAUGAUAGCCAAGUAAAUCCAAAGUGUAUUGGUGUGAUAUACAGUAUGUAGCAAAAAUUUGUAUAUACUGUAUGUACCUUUAUUUCUUAUUACAACAAAACAACUAAUUUAUACCCCAAAUGUUCUAGAAAUAUUCUUUGCAGAGGAUUGUUUAGUAACUGGUGCCACUUUUGAAGAUGAAACAUUAAAGAUUGUAAAAUUCA
Dicentrarchus labrax (European seabass) is the source of this 8421-nucleotide messenger RNA. RefSeq names its product shisa family member 8b (gene shisa8b). The transcript has 5 exons. Gene Ontology annotation, cellular component: postsynaptic density; dendritic spine membrane; postsynaptic membrane. The record is from RefSeq and is a predicted model, not a curated record. NCBI's taxonomy places the organism in Eukaryota, Metazoa, Chordata, Actinopteri, Moronidae. Gene Ontology annotation, biological process: regulation of AMPA receptor activity; regulation of short-term neuronal synaptic plasticity. The coding region runs from base 552 to 2048 and encodes 498 amino acids.